Messenger RNA from Daucus carota subsp. sativus, 1698 nucleotides. Its product is annotated as ATP-sulfurylase 3, chloroplastic. The record is from RefSeq and is a predicted model, not a curated record. Gene Ontology annotation, molecular function: sulfate adenylyltransferase (ATP) activity; adenylylsulfate kinase activity. Lineage: Eukaryota; Viridiplantae; Streptophyta; Magnoliopsida; Apiales; Apiaceae. Gene Ontology annotation, biological process: sulfate assimilation. Bases 65 to 1450 code for a protein of 461 amino acids. The transcript has 5 exons.
ACCCAUCUCUGCAUACAAACUAAAGAAACACUUAUUACACACAAACCAAACAAAACCAUCAUCAAUGGCAUCCAUGUCUGGUUUCUUCUUCAAAACCCAACCCCAAAUCCACUCCUUCCCCAAAACCCAGAAAGCCCAUUUCACCACCUCUCUCAAACUGCCCUCCCUCAAAAAAACCCGACCCACGACCCGAAUCUCAUCCGGGUUGAUCGACCCGGACGGCGGCAAGCUGGUCGAGCUGAUCGUAAAAGAAUCAGAACGAGAUUUGAAGAAGGCCCAAGUGGGUAAUUUGCCCCAGAUAAAGCUGUCCAAGGUGGAUGUGGAGUGGGUUCAUGUGCUGAGUGAAGGUUGGGCCAGCCCAUUAAAAGGGUUCAUGAGAGAAUCCGAGUUCCUCCAAACUCUUCAUUUUAAUUCCAUCAGAUUGGAUGAUGGGUCGCUGGUUAAUAUGUCUUUGCCUAUUGUUCUUGCUGUGGAUGAUGCUCAGAAGAAUUUGAUUGCCGGGUCGGGUUCUGUUGGGCUUCUUGAUUCGGGUGGUAACCCGAUUGCUAUUUUAAACAAUAUUGAGAUUUACAAGCAUAACAAAGAAGAAAGAAUAGCAAGAACUUGGGGUACAACUGCCCCUGGUCUGCCCUAUGUUGAGGAAGCCAUAAAGAACUCUGGGAACUGGCUGCUUGGAGGUGACUUAGAGGUUAUAGAACCAAUCAAGUACCAUGAUGGUCUAGAUCGUUUCCGUCUAUCCCCUGCUGAACUCCGCGAAGAAUUCACUAGAAGGAAUGCUGAUGCCGUGUUUGCCUUCCAGCUGAGGAAUCCCGUGCACAAUGGUCAUGCUUUGCUGAUGACUGACACACGUCGUAGGCUUCUUGAUAUGGGCUACAAAAAUCCAGUCUUGUUGCUUCAUCCAUUGGGAGGCUACACAAAGGCAGAUGAUGUUCCUCUUACAUGGCGAAUGAGGCAACACGAGAAGGUGCUCGAAGAUGGUGUGCUUGAUCCAGAGAACACUGUUGUUUCCAUAUUCCCUUCCCCCAUGCAUUAUGCUGGUCCGACUGAGGUGCAGUGGCAUGCAAAAGCUCGAAUCAAUGCAGGUGCUAACUUCUACAUUGUUGGUCGUGACCCUGCUGGCAUGGGCCAUCCACUGGAGAAAAGAGAUCUGUAUGAUGCUGACCAUGGGAAGAAGGUUUUGAGCAUGGCUCCAGGCCUGGAGCGGCUAAACAUCCUUCCAUUUAAGGUGGCAGCAUACGAUAAAACUCAGGGUAAAAUGGCAUUCUUUGAUCCAUCAAGGGCAGAAGACUUUAUCUUCAUUUCCGGCACCAAGAUGCGAACUCUUGCUAAGAAUAAGGAGAGCCCUCCAGAUGGUUUCAUGUGCCCCGGGGGUUGGAAAGUGUUGGUGGACUACUAUGAUAGUUUGUCUCUCAGUGAAACUGGAAAAGUGCCAGAACCUGUUCCAGUUUAAAGGAAUGAAAUUCGUCGAAAUGUAAUUUGAUUCCAUUUGCCGGAAUCGGCAAAACGAGUUCUCUCUCAUCACUUCAGAAUUAGUCAUAGCAAACCUCCGGGAGAUGGAAUAUUACCUUGCCUCCAUUUAGUGUGUAUAAUUAUUUGUGCAAGGUUUAUGCCGCGAACAAAGUUCAAUUCUAAUUAUGGGCCAUAGAGAUGAUGUUUUGAGAAUUCCUUCACAUUAUGAGAGUAUAGAGUUUUAAUUUA